This is a messenger RNA of Coccidioides immitis RS, 420 nucleotides long. RefSeq lists its product as uncharacterized. The record is from RefSeq and is a predicted model, not a curated record. Bases 1 to 420 code for a protein of 139 amino acids. The transcript is spliced from 2 exons. NCBI's taxonomy places the organism in Eukaryota, Fungi, Ascomycota, Eurotiomycetes, Onygenales, Onygenaceae.
AUGGGAGGCAUGUAUCAAUCGAUACUCUCACAGGCAACGCGACCAAUAGCUUCUAAGGAAAAAGAGAACCGAAGUGAUGGAGUCAUCACCAUAUGCAGGACGCAAAAACGAAACCCCAAAGAUUUAGCGAGGGCUAAGCUUUGGGGAAACAAAACGGGCUACAUGUCCUCGAAGUCACUCGGAAAAGUGCGAGAGGCGAUUUCAGACCUUCGGCUAUUUCAAGUAUUCAAAGUUGUCAGCCACUUAACUUACCAUGCCGUGAUGGCAGCUGCAAGUAAACUGAAGGUGGUGGCCGCACGAGAAGCCCAGGGAUCUGUGAGAAAGCCGACUUUAGCCCGCGAUGCUACUCACCCAGAAACGGAGAUAACAUUUGCUCUCUGCUGCAAGCAACAAACGUCUGACCACCCUGAUGGUUUUUGA